Molecule: messenger RNA, 1389 nt
Organism: Eutrema salsugineum
Lineage: Eukaryota; Viridiplantae; Streptophyta; Magnoliopsida; Brassicales; Brassicaceae
Product: protein trichome birefringence-like 37
Exons: 5
Coding region: 8-1165 (385 amino acids)
Cellular component (GO): Golgi apparatus
Molecular function (GO): O-acetyltransferase activity
Source: RefSeq, a predicted model, not a curated record
UUGAAAGAUGGGUUUCAAACUCAUCUCUCUUUUGCUUCUUCUUUCACUUCUCAUACUCACAAUCUUGUCCGGAGCCAACCACUACCAGGCCUUGGCUUCCGUCAAGAAACCGCAUGUGAACCACCGCAAUAGAACGGUGCUGACUGCCGCCGGAGGAGGAGGAAAAGCGGCGUUGAAAGUGAAGAAGCAAACGACUGGUUGUAACUUGUUUCAAGGGAAAUGGGUUUUCGAUGCUUCUAAGCCUUUCUACGAUUCCUCCACGUGUCCUUUUAUCGACGGUGAGUUUGACUGUCUCAAAUUCGGUCGACCGGACAAACAGUUCCUCAAGUACUCUUGGCAACCUGACGCAUGCACAAUCCCAAGGUUCGAUGGAGAAGCAUUUCUGAAGAAAUGGAGAGGGAAACGAGUGAUGUUCGUGGGUGACUCACUGAGUCUUAACAUGUGGGAAUCGUUAGGAUGUAUGAUACAUGCGUCGGUUCCAGACACCAAGAUCACUUUUCUCAAACGUACCCCACUCUCCUCUCUCACUUUCCAGGAAUAUGGAGUCACAUUAUACCUAUACCGAACACCAUACCUAGUGGAUAUCUCCAAAGAAAGUGUAGGACGUGUGCUUAACCUUGGAGCCAUCGAAGAUGGUGCUGAUGCGUGGAAAGACAUGGACCUUCUCGUCUUUAAUUCCUGGCACUGGUGGGUUCACAAAGGAGCACAAUCUCAAGGGUGGGAUUUUAUAAGAAAUGGAUCUUCAUUGAUUAGAGACAUGGACCGUCUUGAUGCUUUCAACAAAGGACUCACCACUUGGGCUCAAUGGGUUGAUCAAAAUGUUAAUACUUCACAAACACGAGUUUUCUUCCAAGGCAUUUCUCCCACUCACUAUGUAGGAAAGGAAUGGAAUGAGCCGAGGAAAACCUGCGACGGGCAGAUGGUACCGUUGAGCGGAUCAACAUACCCAGGUGGUUCACUUCCUGCAGCAAGCGUUGUGUCCCACGUGUUGAGCUCGAUGAAAACAUUCGUUUACUUACUAGAUAUCACAACUCUGUCUCAACUAAGAAAAGAUGCUCAUCCAUCUUCUUAUGGAGGCGAUGGAGGAUUAGAUUGCAGUCACUGGUGCCUUCCUGGAUUGCCGGAUACUUGGAACCAGCUUCUCUAUGCAGCUAUUUCGAUGUGAAGAAUUUAAAUCAAUACAUACUUGCCAUGUAUAUUACAUUCUUGGAAGUCCAAAGGAAAAAAGAAACGACUGACAUUUUACUUGGAGAUAGAUGCUAGAAGAUUACAAACAAGAAGACGUUAAAGUUGUAAAGUGUUUUAUAUUUUCUUUAUUUUGCGGGGUUGAAACUAUAUAUUAUCUAAUCAUCUUUAGUUGUAAUUGCAACAAGAAUGUGAUCUAAGAGU